This is a messenger RNA of Bicyclus anynana (squinting bush brown), 10206 nucleotides long. Its product is annotated as sodium/potassium/calcium exchanger Nckx30C. The record is from RefSeq and is a predicted model, not a curated record. Lineage: Eukaryota; Metazoa; Arthropoda; Insecta; Lepidoptera; Nymphalidae. Gene Ontology annotation, molecular function: calcium, potassium:sodium antiporter activity; calcium channel activity. The transcript is spliced from 7 exons. Gene Ontology annotation, cellular component: membrane. Bases 35 to 1756 code for a protein of 573 amino acids. Gene Ontology annotation, biological process: intracellular calcium ion homeostasis; calcium ion transmembrane transport.
CCGUCAGUGCGCUCGCAGCCCCCGGGAGCGCGGGAUGGGUGGCGCGCUGCUGCUCGCGCUGCUGGCGGCGGCGCGGGCCGGCGAGCCCAACGCGACCGACCUUCUCGACCUGGACUUCUCGACUGACCUCACACCAGAGCCCGAGGCGGACGAGAAAACGCCGCUGUUCCCCGUAGACCUGUUCACGGAUGAGCAGCGGCGAUCGGGCGCCGUUCUACUGCACGUGGUGGGCAUGGGCUACAUGUUCGUCGCGCUCGCUAUAGUGUGCGAUGAGUUCUUCGUGCCAGCGUUGGACGUCAUCAUCGAGCGGCUGGCCAUACGCGACGACGUCGCCGGCGCUACGUUCAUGGCCGCCGGCGGCUCCGCGCCAGAGCUGUUCACGUCCAUCAUCGGUGUCUUCGUGUCGUUCGACGACGUGGGGAUCGGCACCAUCGUGGGCUCCGCUGUCUUCAACAUCCUGUUCGUGAUCGGUGCUUGCGCGCUGUUCUCGCGCACUACGCUGUCGCUGACGUGGUGGCCGUUGUUCCGCGACUGCACCUUCUACUCCGUCAGCCUGCUGGUGCUCAUAUACUGUUUCCGUGACAGCGAGAUAUACUGGCAGGAAGCUCUGGUGCUGUUCUCACUGUACGGCGCGUAUGUGAUGUUCAUGCGAUGGAACCAGCCCGUGGAGCGCGCGCUGAAGAAGCUGAUAUACAAAAACAAGGUGACCCGCGUUAGGAGCACGGACCAGCUGAUGCCCACGCACCAGACCGCCGCCCAAACUUUGCACGGCAACGCCACGACGUCGAGCGAGACGUCGGUGGGCACCAACACGGCGACUGCGCCGGCGGGAGGCAGCAAACCGCCGCCCGCCGCCAAGUUCCGGCACGGGCUGCUCCAGCUCAUGAUACACACCAUAGAUCCGAUGCACGACGGUGAGUUAGGUAAAGUAGACGAGAAGGCGACGCAGCUGCACGCGAUAGCAUCGCUGAAGGUGCUGCUAGAAGCGACCAAGCCGACGGCGGGCGGCGCCGGGGCUGCAGCCGCGAGACACUCCGCGGCGGCCGCCCAGGCCAAAGAGACGCCGCUAGACCUGCCUAACGGAGGUCUGGCGGACGUCCAGUUAGAUGUUAUAGAAGAAAUCGGAGACCUGGAGGACGACACGACGCCGCUGGACAUGUCGUGGCCCUCCGGCUUCCGGAAAAGGCUGACGUACCUGUUGGUCGCUCCCAUUGUCUUCCCACUCUGGAUGACCCUCCCGGACACCAGAACUCCGAGAGGGAAGAAGUAUUUUCCUGUAACAUUUAUAGGGUCUAUAGUAUGGAUAGCGUUCUUCUCUUACCUCAUGGUGUGGUGGGCGAACUUGGUGGGGGCUGCGGCGUACGUGCCCCCCGAGGUGAUGGGGCUCACGCUGCUGGCGGCGGGGACCUCGGUGCCGGACCUCAUCACGUCUGUGAUCGUUGCCAGAAAGGGCUUCGGAGACAUGGCCGUCUCCAGUUCUGUUGGCAGCAAUAUUUUUGACGUCACUGUGGGGUUACCCCUACCGUGGCUUCUAUAUGGGGUGAUAUAUGGCGAGCCAGUUCGGGUCAAUUCCAAAGGCAUGGUAUGCAGUAUCGUGUUGCUCUUCGCCAUGUUAGUUUUCGUCAUCAUCAGCAUCGCUUGCUUCAGGUGGAAGAUGAACAAAGGACUCGGUUUCACCAUGUUCCUUCUCUACUUCGUCUUCGUGGCAGUCAGUCUGGGUCUAGAAUACGGAUACUUCCAUUGCCCUAGUGAAUGAAUCAUGAAUUUAUUUUUUAGUAUAAAUCGGGACUUUUGUAGCGUCUGUUGUGUGUUUGGAUUCAUAUUGUCCAAAAUCAACUACAGCUGAUAGUAGAAUUACAUUGUAAACUUUGGUAAAUAGUAUGCAGAUAAAUCUGGUUAAGUACCGUAUAAUUCUGGUCAUUAUUUUCAUUUGGAUUAAUUUAAUUGCAAUCUUUACUUUUGGAGUUUACUGGAAUUUGACAGUGUUUUUCGACAAUUUAAGAUAAAUUAAUUUUAGCUAAAGGAUCUUUAGCUAAAAGAUUCUUGCUAAAAAUUUCUUAGCUGUGUUAUUUUAAUUAGUUUGACCUACUUAACUAGAUUUAACUGUUUCAAAACUACAGCACCAUUGGAUUGCGCUGAAACUGUUUAAUUGUGUUCAUUUAUUUCAUUAGUAUGUUAAAGUAGGUUAUGUAGUUAAUUGCUUACAUUUAAUACAAAUAUACCAAAAAAAUGUGUAUACCAAAAGGCAUGUGAGAAAUUAAUAAGAACCAAACGUUCAUGAUAAAAUGGUAAUUAUAUUCGGAGAAAUUAUAAACUAAGUAAUUAUAACUCAUGUGCAAUAAACCGGAAUAUCCAUACAGUUGAAAAUAACAAGUGAAUAUAUUACCAUUACCCUAUCAAUUCAUGGGACGAUGUAUGGUCACAAAACAAAUUGGUUAACAUAACAUUUGAUAGGCCUUUUAGAAACUAAGACUUUGUUUUAAAUCUUUUGAUGUUUUUCGUGCCUGUAAAUUACGUUAAUUUACAUGAAAUAUUAUUGAUGUAAAGAAAUUUCAAUCAAUAUUUGAAUGAAAUUCCUUAUAGCUAUCAAAAUGGUAUACAUAAAUGCUCAAACUAUAAAAAAAUUGUUUUCUAAAAUUUCAUUUCAUUUUGAUAUCAACAAUGUUGCACAAAUUAUAAAUGUCAUUUAUACAUAAAGAACGAACAUAAGAACUGAACAGUUAGUUAAUUGGUUUAGGAUCGUUUAAAAAAAUUUUCUUGAAUGAAUACCGUUUAAAAAGCUAUUCAGUUUUCAGUUGAGAGUAAAAUCAGAAGGAGGAAAUGAAAAUCGUUAUUGUUAUUAUUAUUAAUAUGUUCAUUAAUAAUUCAAAUACAUUUGUUUGAACAUAAUUAAUAAAGUUUUGUUUACAAAAGAUGUAGACAUCGAUAUAGUGUAUAUUUAGAAGAUAUUUAUAUAAACGUUAGUUGUUUCAAAGCUUUUACGAUAAUAUUUUAGCAGGAUUUUAAUACCUCCUCUACAUUCAUUCUAGAAAUCGGAAAAAGUUCAAUAUUACUAUAUUUAGAAUUUUUUCACGUUUAAGUUUUUUACUCGAUACGAUAGUUACGUUUGCGAAAUCUAUAACAAUAUCAAUUAUGUCAUUAUUUUAUGGGAAUUCUUCUGGAAAAAAAUGUAGAGGAGGUUUUACAAAAAAAUAGUGUGCCGGCAACUCGUUUUUGAUUUUUAAUUAUUUUUGUAAAUAUUUUAAUUGUAAUAAAUGUAGUUGUUAUUUUUUUGUUAUAUGUUGUGUUAGGUCGGAUUGAAUUUCGUCCACAUCCGUAAGGGUUAGGGGGAGGCAAAAAUUUUAUACGAAUUUUUACAUAAAUGCGGAUAAGCAAUUGAUCGUUCAUUUCAUCUUUGAUAUGAUAAUCAUUGAUUGCAUUAGACUACCCUACAUCCAGAUUUUCUAGCUUCUCUUCAAGAUCUUGUUUAAAUGUGAUAUUUUGUCCAUUACAUUAAAUAUGUAAAUUUAGUCUGUAUAAAUUAUUGCGCAAUAGCUCAUUAGUACAAAAAAUAACAUUUCUGUAAUUUCUGAGAGCUACCUUAAACCAUGCACAAGAAUAGAGGAGAAUAAUCCAUCUAAAACCAUAGAAAUAUCCAACGUUAUCUAUAUUAAUCGUAGACUGAUUUCGUAACAUAACUCCAAUAGGAAAAGAUUAAUGAAAAUGAAUAUUAUUCAUAGUGUGCAUAGUAUCUAUAUAUUAAAAUUGUCUCUUGGAUCUGAAUACCAGUCUCAAAGUUCAGAAUACUGUUUGCAAUGAACAGAAAACAUCUAUAAUACAAAUACAACGUCUAUAUUUCAAGAAAUAAGAGAAAUCUAUAUCAGACAAGGUUAUGAGGCUUAAGCGCAAUGUAAAUUACGGAUUUGUAUAUUUAGUAGAUAUAAAGUCUAAGACGAUGAUGAGUGAUUAUCGUAAAUUGGCUUCCAUAAAAAUAGCACCAUAUCUGAGGUGCAUUCAGAUUUGGUCCUCGCUAAGAACGGUGUUCUGUAAAUGAUAAAAAUUAAUAUUAUCAAUGUGUCGUCUAUAUUAUAUUUUUCAUAUAAUAUUAAUGACAUUCUAGUAAAUAUAAAAAUGAUGCCGAAGGUUGUCGUUGCACAAACGUUAGAUAAAGUGAUAAAGAUAGCUGAUAAAGGAUAUGGGAGAUUUUGACGAUUUUCUACAUCAUAGUACCUACAAGUAAUUGAAAAGAAGAAAAAAUAUGUGGAAAACGAAAACUUAAACUGUUAUUGUGGUAUAUAUAGUGUGGAAUUAUUAUUUAUUAUAAUAACUCGUGCAUCUUUCAUUGCCUUACUCAAUGUUUUCUUCUUAUUGAUCGAUCCAUAAUGUGUGAAAUUAAAACAAUUAGAACAGCAAAAGAUAUUUCACGCAAAGUAAAUGGUGACUUCAAAUAUGUUUUACAGAUCAUAAUGAAUUUCUUGUUUCAUUUCUCAGUAAAAAAAAAGAAAUUGUAUCUGUUAUUUGAGACAGAAUGAAAAUGCUAUAGUGUACAAUAUAGAGAGAGAACGUCGUCAAAAUGACCCACCAGCUCUCGAGUCGUAAUGUAAAUACACGUGUAGCAGGCUGUUUGGAGCGGGACAAAUGUGGACUACAUAACACUGAUACAUCUUAAUCCAUAUAAUGUGCCUAAAAGUUUUAAGGAGCUCAGACAUGCUUAAGUAACUUCAGUAUUAUAAUAAAGCAAAUACGGGUCUUCUAUCGUCAGCAGAACUUUUAGUGCUAUAAGCUUUUUAAAGGCACAUAUGUCCCGCUCAUCUAUUGUAGUAAAUAUAGUUAAUACUAUAGUUAUCUAGCUCACUUUUGCAAAUUCAUUGUCUUCCUAUUAAUUUUAAUCAUUUUGAUCUUUAAACUAUUCUUCAUCACCACCUAAAUGUGAAAUAGUAUCGAAAUUUGGAUGGUCUGUUGAUUUGUCAUUAAAAACAAACACGGUUUAAUAUUUCACACGGCCUACUUCUGGCUAAAUUAUAACAUCUUUUAUAAACCGUCCGUAGUUCUUCUUUGCUCUUAUCUUGUUUCUACGAAUCCAAUUGAAUAAUAACAAAGUUUGUAAAGGUAAUUUUAUUAAAAUCAAUUGUUAAGAUCCCACGAUAAACAUUAUAACCCGCCUAUUUGACAUAGCAAUAAAUAUACUAGAAUAGAUAGAUAAUAUUAUUGUUAAGCUUUAACAGUUCAAACAAUGUAACGCUCAAAUUAAUAUUAUCCGAUUACAUGCUGAAAAAAGAAGAUGAAUUAUGUGUAUGCGCACAAAUAUUCUCAAAAGAAACAAAGUUGACAAGCAGUUCGAAAGGCAAAAUUAAUAAAUUCUCGUAUUUCUACAUAUCGAUAGGUGUCAGACAAUCAUAUAAAUCAUAUUCUGUGAUAAGGACUACUUAUGACGUAUUUACAUACAUAGCAUUGAAUAGAUCAUUUAUUAUCUUCUUAUAUCCCACAAUAUGUAUCGAAUACUGUAUAUAUUAAGGUUGGAUUUGAUUAUAGCCUUCUGUAGCUCGCUUAGUAGUGCCACUUUCGAUCGAACAGUCUCAUAUGCUCUUCACUCAACUAAUCUUACACUUAAAUUUGUACUCCUCUAUUUAAACAUAUAUUUACGGGAUUAAAAUCUUCAUCUAAUCGCAUGUUUUAUUGUUUAUCAGUAUAUGAGACUGUCGGGUCAUCUGGUGGCCAUUCUAUACUUUUGAUGUAAGAUACAAACGAAUUUUUCUCUCCAAUUAAAUUUCCUUAAAGGUGAUAUGAUAAAAUUAACAUCAAUUUAGAUUGAAGUAGAAUGCAGUAAAUCUUAUGUACUUAUAUUUAAUCCUUAUAUCUUAAAAUACUGGAAAGCACCAAGUACCAUGCGUGUACGUAAAAUGUAUUGUCUAUAAAGGCCACUCACUUCUAUACCUACGCUACAUUAUCUUACUAAUAAAUAAUUAUUAUAUACACUAGCGAUUUCUAUCUAUCUCUUGUAAUGAUAAAGGUAAUAUUAAGUAGAUUCUGUAAAUUAAUCAUCCUUCCAUUGUUUCUAGUCGAGGUUGCGAUUAGGUUUUUUGACACGAAGGGUUCAAUAUUUUCAAAUAAAUCGAUCAUAUCACAGCGUAUUAUAAUACGCCUUUCAUUGGUAGUUGCAUCAAAAACUUGCAUUUGUUCAGUACCAAAUAGCACGUGCCGAGCUAGUUUCCAUUCUAUUUCAAAGUUUGUUAUUUAGCCUUUACAAAUUUGACAAAUACAUAUAUCGGAGGAGGCAGUUUCAUGUUUUCCUUUGGCGGUUGCAAUUUGAGAAAAUUUUAUGUAGACUAUUAUAACCGUUAUGUAUAUAGUCUUCUAUAUCGUUCUUGUGUAUUGUACAGUAAAAUUUCUUCCUUUUACUCUUAUUUUCUGUUAGACAAUGUCAUUAGAUGGAAUAUGUUUGAGUAUCAGUAGUAUCUCUGUGAUUUUCAUGCUUUCGACCAAUAGGAAAACAUUCAGCUGCCCCUGGGACUAAAAUAUUCUCGGUAUCAUAUCAAUUUGAUACCUUUUACGAAAUGAAAUAUUAAUCUUUAUUACUUCUUCGUAGUGUAAGUUUAGGCUUAAAGCUACCAUAAAAAAUUUAACAAUGUUAAUUAUCUAAUAAUUGAGUAUGAUAUUCAGGUAGAAUUGUUACUAGAAUGAUGGUUUUUAUAUAAAAAAAUAAUAAAUUAAAAUGGAUAAAAGAUGCAAAAAUAUUGAUUAUUGCAUUUUCUUUGAUACGGGACGUAAGAUGAACACCAUAUUCGUAUUUUCCAGAUUAAGAUGAUAAGUAACUCUUCUGCGCUAUUGAAAUUUAGCUUUAAAGAUUCGUGUCGAGGAAAAUGGAAUGAAUUUAGUGAGCGACUUUUUUUCGUAGCUGAGACAUCUCGACUUCGGGAAACAAGUGAAAUUAAUUUAAUUUUAUAUUCAAAAGAAAAUAAAUCUAAAAGUACUGGUGCUGACACCAAAAAUAAUUGAAUUUAAUAAUCGUAACAAGGGUCCACCACUCAUACUAUAAACAUCAGAUGAUAUCACAGCUAAACAACGAAGCCUAGAUUUGGGAGUAAUUAAAAUAAAAUUUUAAUAAUUUUAUCAAGACAAUUUAACGUAAUGCUGCAAUUAAAAAUAAGCAAUAAAUAGUUAAUUACCAAAUGAAGUUAAUAUUUAUAACUCUUAUAAAUAAUAAGUAAACAUUGUUUAUUAUUUAGUUUUCCAAAUAAUUUUAGUAUUGAAAUAGAAGCAAUUGACGUCUGCAACUAUUUUGUUAAAGUUAAAAUUCACAUAAAGUAAAAUAGUUUGUCAAAUUCGGCAUUCAAUAAUAUAACGUACGCAUAUUUGUAACUUUACUAUGACUAAAAAGUACGUAAACGUACUAAGAAAAUCAACUUUCUUCUUGAAAAUUAGGCGUGAGUAAGAUUAGUAAUCGUUUCUUUAAAAGAGUUAGAACGGCAACAUAGCAGAAUAUAAUAUUAUUUUGUUAAUUUCAACAUAAACGUUUUAUAAUAAGGCAUUGACGAAGUUAGUUCUCGAAUUCGAGAUGGCAGCGUAGAUUGUUAAUAGUGAUAUUAUUAAUUAAGGAAAAGUAAAAGAUGUUAUUAAUUUUAACAACGUAGCUAAGUUUUAGAGAUUUUCAAAAUGUUGUAACGAUACAAAAGGGAGCGGCUCUUGAAAGGCUUUUACUUUAGUGAAUGUGUUUGUUACCAGGACCUGUUCAACAGUAUUAUAUUUAACUUCCUACCAAGAACUUUUUUAUUAAUAUUGUUUCUAAUACGUAUGUCUUCUGAAUUCAAAAUUGUUAUUUUGAUUAAAUUUAAAGCAGAUUUUAAAAUGUUUAGAUGGCCAGUAAUUAUUAUUUAUCGUACUAUUUACUUUAAUAUUUUACUGGCCAAUACUAAGAUCGAAUCAAAAUGAUAAGAUCAAUGAUAAGAUCAAAUUUGAGAUAUUGUAUAUUAUGUAAAUGGUACAAUAAAUACUGUAUUGCAAUUUUAAUUGCCUAUCUGGCCCUUGUUUGUUGUUAUAUCAUUGUACAAUAUGUUUUAAUUAAUUAUACUUCAAUGGUUUUUUUUUUAUAAAAUAGCGCGUCUUUAGGCUGUAAUAAUUCUUCUUUAUACAUUUACGAAUCACAAUUAAUUGAAAUAGGGUAACUUGAAAACUUGUGUUAAAGGCGCGAUAUUUAUGAAGAAAUUGUUAAUUUCUGUAAGUGUUAUAUGAUAAGCAGCGGCAUAGUGUCGUUAGUCCAGUGUGCCUAGUGAGAGUUUUCAAUAUUUUCAUACUGUUACGUGCUAUCACGUUGACGUAAACGCGAAUUUGUAUGGAAUUGAAACAGUUGCGCAGUAGUGCCACUAGAUGGCGCUGUUUCAAUUCCUUAGAAAUUCGCGUUGACGUUAACGCGAUAGUAACAGUAUCAAACAGCCACUAGGCCCUUUGAGCUCAGUCGCCGUUGACAACGCCGCUGAAGUCAACAGUUGCUCUUUUGAAAUGAAAAAGUCAUACAGUACUAUAAUUUACAAUUGAUUACAAUUACAAUUUCUUAUAGUUUUACUUCCUGUGUGAAGGUGGAAGCUGAUCCAACGGCCUCCAAGCAACUUUAUCAUUAAGGAACUCAUCGGUGGUGUAGUAACCUCGACUAAGCAAAUGUUUUUUAACACAUUGCUUAAAGUUAUGCAUUGGCAGGUCCAUCACAGUCUUGGGGAUCUUGUUAUAGAAGAGUACACCCAAACCUACAAAAGAUUUUUUUACUCUUUGAAGACGAUAUAAGACGAAGUAACUAACUUAUGCCCGUGUCUAGUAAGACGUGGGUUUAAAACUCCUUUUCGUUUGUACAAAUUAAUAUUUUGUCUUACAUAGAAAUAUAAUCUUUAAAAGAUAUGCCACCAUGCCGCUGCUAAAUAUAUGCUAAUAUUUCAAACUGGCCGUUUACUUAACAGUGUGUAAUCAAGCAAUAUACGUAGUGACAAAUUUAAGAGAACUGCGCAAACGAAUGAUAGUACAAGUAGUAUUCCUUUGACUUUUCUUACAUUUUCCAAGAUAGAAUUGUAUUUUAUUAUAGCAUCGUUGUCCUUAUCAAAGUUUUUAUUGAUUGUUGAAUUAAUAUUAUUAUUAUAUUGUGGUGAUAGUUUUUUAUAGGACGUCGCAUUGGUAACCUCGAGAGUGACGUUUUCAACGCGUUCGCUAGACUUUAGCUUAUAUUUGGAUUAUUACACGAACUUGUAUGAGGUAAAUUUUAGCCCUAAUUAUAUAUAUAUUACUAUGCAUCGUCGGUCAGUCCGAAGUUAUUAAAACACAAGAUACCGUUUACUACCUUCUGUUCAGAUAUUUUUGAACUGAACGACAAAGUAAAGUUAAUUUUUGCUAAUAAUGACCUAACCAAAAAAUUAAAUGUUUGAAAUCCUUGAGCCUUGAUCCUUUAUGCUAGCCACUUACCAUCCCAUAAUCCCACAUGCUUGCAGCGCUAACGGCUUGACGUCCGAUAAAACUGAUCGUGUGUUGGUCGCGAUCAGCAUAAUGUCAUGCAAAUCGCAAUCAACACACGAUCAGUUUUAUCGGCUGUCAAACCGUUAGCGCUGCAGCAUGUGAGUUUACUUGAUCGUCAGUGGCUGACAUUACGUUGUUGCGUACUGCAAUGCCACACAUAUUCGUUUUUUAAGUUUAUUGUUAUUUAUUUAAAAAUUUGUAUUGUGGCACAGUUUGUACGAGCAACCAACAUUAAAGAAAAGUUACUAUUGAAUAAAAUUUCAGAUUAAUGAUUUAAUAUGUAUAAUAAUCAAUUUGUGCUUACUAAUCAUGCGAUUUAUGGUAAAGAUUGCCUAAAAGCAAGUUUGCAUAAUUAUAAUUUCAUUUGUAUGUCGAACAAGAAUUCGUAAAAUGUUUAGCUAAAGGCACUCGUAUUAUGGGCGUAAACAUCGAAAUGUUUGUAAUAAAACUAGUAAUCAUGCUAAGCGGAUAGAUUGGCUAAACUAAAGUACGCCUAAGAAUAAUUUCUGCAUGUCGAAAAGGAAUUCGUAAAAUUUUUUAGCUAAAGGCACUCGUACUAUGUAUGGACUUGAACAUUGAACGUGUUAUGGAAAACGUUACACUCGGGGUCGAUGUUACACGGAAUUUUUUUUGAGUAGUGUUUCGAUUUGUGAAAUUUUGACGUAUGUAAAGAGCAUCGGCGUGUCGACCGUAUUAUGAAAAUUACAAUAAAAAUAAUAAAAUAGUGAGUUACAA